UCCGCGGUCGCCAGCCAGGUGGGCCCGCCCAGCGCUCCUCCUCCCGAAUCUGGCCCUGGAACGGGAGGAGCGAGGACCGGAGCUUUGGAAUUCCGAGCUGGAGCGGCCACCCCAAUACCCUUCCGUUCUUUUACCCAAGAGUUAAAAAAAGAAAACAAAAACAAAACCGAAAUCCAGAGAUGGAGUGACUUUCCCAAGGUCACAGACUUGUAUCUGCCCCUUACAAAUGUCUAUUCUUUUAUUUAAGUGUUUGUAAAUAGACUGUUUCCUCUGUUCUGCCAGGGAAUUAGGAUUCAGGGAAGAGGACUCUAAAAAUACUAAUCAGCAGAUCCAAAUGAGCUGAUCCGUAUUACUGGCCGGUGACCCUGGCAUUUAGAAGGAAAUAAGCGAGGACGGUUCUUUUCACUCUGGGUACUUUGUAUUUCUGGCCCUUGCUCUGAAAAUUGGCCUAGAUGUUUUACAAAAUUUAUCUCAGAACUCCUUGUCAGAACUGGGCCAGAUUAGAGUUUUCAAUCCUCUUUUCUUCUCUCUUCCCCCCAUUUUUUUAACGGAGGCUCAAGAGGUGAAAGUGAUUCGCCCACACUUUUAUGCCUAGUUAGGGGCACAGACAGAAUUGGAACUCAGGACUGUGAUUGACGCCUACUGUUUUCAUGAAUAGAAGCCUGAUUUCAGAUGAACGCUUUACAGAACUUGACCUUCAUCAAGCUCUCUCUGGAUAGCAUUCUCGGGAGUGCUUUGUGUUGGUCCAUGGAUAGUAUUUCACUUGUCAGAAUAGGGUUAAGCAAUAAGUGUAGCCAUGCAGAAAAUUCCUGCUGAGAUGAGACACAUAUCUGCAAUGUUUUCGACUUUUUUAUUUGUACUUUCAAUAGAGGAGCUAACGAGUAUUAAUAACAACAUCUUGGUUACUUUAAGAUUUUAGUCCUGUAUGGCCAAAUUGAUUCAGUUACAGUCAUUCUUGGCUUGAUAUAUUUGUCAUCAGUAAAAAUUUCAAAGCGUAGCUUUCUGACUUUGUUUGAUGUUUAACUGAAUAACUGCCUUAAGGAUAUUUUUUAUAUCUCAACAAAAAUUUCCCACUUAUACCUUCUGCUUCCCCCUUGAUCAGUCUUUGAGUUGGAUUUCAGAACUAGGAUUUUUUUUUUUCCUUCCAAAAUACCUAGACUCCUUUUAGUUCCCUAUUCAGGUUUACCUCAAGUUUUGAUUUUAAUUGAUAAACCUGUGACCCGAAUCCAAACUUCAGUUGAAUUUAGUAUCAGCUUCAAACCACACAAAACUGCUAUGAGUCAUAUGACCUCUUGUAGAAACCACAGGUGGUGGUACUGUUUUUUCGAGAGAGCUUCUUAUUGGGAUUUUUGAAGUGUGAACACAUUAUCUACUACAUGUAUUGUAUUCAAGGUCAGUCACCACUGGCAGGUUAUUGUUGACAUUUACUCAUCGUAACAACACGUUUUAUCAGGCAGUCUACCAACUCAGAAUGCAGUUCCUGGUUUUCGGUUUAGAGCUUUUAUCAUCUCUAAGGAACAUGGAAUCAGAAUUACAGCCACGCUUUAAUGGAAGAUUCUUGGCUGUGUCGAAAGGAAGAAGUGUUUCAGUGAAGGCGGUAUUUUUGUACUAUCCUAGAGUUGGAAUGAAGAUUAUAUGCAAAUUGACCCAAUGCUGUUUUCUUAGGGCGCAUCCUUUGUUUUUCUGGUUUUGGUCUUUUCAUCAUAGGAUGGCAUUAGCUCUGUGUCCGCAGGUGCUGUGCAGCCUGGGGGGCUGGCUCUCACUCUACAUUUCUUUCUGCCACCUGAAUAAGCACCGAAGCUAUGAGUGGAGCUGCCGGCUGGUUACAUUCACCCAUGGAAUCCUCUCUAUAGGCCUCUCAGCUUAUAUUGGCUUCAUUGAUGGCCCCUGGCCUUUUACCCAUCCAGGCUCACCCAAUACUCCUCUCCAGGUGCACGUUCUGUGUCUCACCUUGGGCUACUUCAUCUUCGACUUGGGCUGGUGCAUCUACUUCCAGUCUGAGGGGCCCCUGAUGCUAGCUCACCACACGCUGAGUAUCCUGGGCAUCAUCAUGGCCCUGGUGCUCGGGGAGUCAGGCACAGAGGUCAACGCGGUCCUCUUUGGAAGCGAGAUCACCAACCCCUUGCUACAGAUGCGCUGGUUUCUCCGUGAAACAGGCCACUACCACAGUUUCACUGGAGAUGUGGUGGACUUCCUCUUUGUGGCCCUGUUUACUGGAGUGAGGAUUGGUGUAGGAGCUCGCCUCCUUUUCUGUGAAAUGGUCUCCCCCAAGCCCAAGUGGUUUGUGAAGGUUGGGGGAGUAGCGAUGUACGCUGUGUCUUGGUGUUUCAUGUUUAGCAUCUGGCGCUUCGCAUGGAGGAAGAGCAUCAAGAAGUACCAUGCCUGGAGGAGCAGGUUGAGUGAGGAGCGGCAGCAAAAGCACAACGGCCAUCUCAAAACGCACUAGCCAAGGCUUUCUCCAGACGGGGGACUGGGUUCAGCCAGCCACGGGACCCAGGUUGGAGAUACGGCUGUUACAGAAUCAGGCUUACGACGAACUGAGGUUUCACAAAAGGGCUACACCUUAUCGGUCAGUUUGGUCAGUCUUCGAGUGGAGCCCACACUAGUAUUAAAACACUAACGUCUACCGUGGCGCGGUUGUAGAAAAGCGAGACUACUCGGUGGUAGUUGUGAGUACGGCAGCGCCAUGAGGUGAGCAGUGCUGCAUUCCUGUUAGUUCCUGGUGUCCCUGGAUCCUCUUGUCUCUGGGAUGCCUGACGGCUAGACAGCUCAGGAAGGAAUUUGAGAAUCCCUUCGAGAACUGACUCCUUGAACAAACCCUUAUUCCCGCUUUCCAUGUAGCAGUUUAAAUAAAGUCACCCCAUUUACUAUAAAGGGAGGGACUUUCAGGAAGAUGAAUGUCUGACAUCUGAGCAUCGGAUCAGGGGACCGGAUGUGCUCACACAAAGGGAAAGAGCUGAGAGGAGGAUGGGGUGAAACUGGCCUUAGUAAUGGGUCACUUCUUGAGGCCUCCCUAUACCAACUGUUGAGGGUCCCCAAGACCCCCCCCCCAGUUUUGGUGCUUUGCUUGGGGGAUUCACAUGACUCAGAAUGUAGUCAAGCUCCUAGCUGUGAUCAAUUACAGUGAAGGGGUACAAAGAGGGCAGCAAAGGGAAAAGGUGCCAGGGGCAGAGUCGAAGGGAAACCAGGCCCAGGCUUCCAGAGUCCUCUCCCAGUGGGAUCACCCAGGAUGUGCUUCAUUGCCCUAACAACAGUUUGUGGCCAGAUGUGUAAAAUGGCCAACGAGGAAGCUCAUUAGCUGCUCAGUGCCCAAGUUUUUUCUUGGGGGCUGGUCAUGUAGGCAGCCAUUGCCUGGCAUGGAGCAAAAUUCCUGACUCCCAGCAGGAAAGUAGCUGUUCAGCAUGAACCAUAUUGUUUGCACAAACAGCUGAGGCAUGGUGAGCCAUUCUCAGCAGUUAGUGGAGGGAGCGUUCCCGAAAUCUAAGUUCCCAGACGCCAGCUAAGGGCCAACCUUGCAAGUUGGCCUUCCCAAGGACAGGAGUUCAGGCCUGCCCUGUUAACUCUUUUCUGCAUAAAAACCAGAGAGCUAGGGCUUUGGGUGAGAGAUGAAUGAGGUGUGGGCAGAUUUACCAAGUCCUGUUGUACGGGUUCUGCCCUACCAGGAAAACUAUGCCAAUUCUCAGGGCUUUUGUGCAUUAAUCUCCCAGGCAUGAGAGGCUGUGAGUGAAUUCCAUAGGGAUUUACCAUGUGGAUUCCACUGUGCUUGAGAUGGCAGUUCAAGUUUCAGCUCUGCUAUACGUACUGCAAACCAGAACCAAAGACAAGUGUACUGGCCGCAGGGUGAUGAGGCUAAUUUUUUUUUUUUUUUAAUUUCAUAUACGUUCCCUUUAGCCCUCUUAACUACCUUUUCUUUUCUCUGAAAAAGAUGCCCCUCUCUAUGGAUAAAGUAUUAUGACAAGGGCAGUCUCGGAAGGGAACAAAAUAUUUCUUAGUGCAAUAGUCUCUAAUCUCACCCAGGGAAAGCGAGAAUGUAAGCUUAGAACGAGAGGUUAGGAAUCAAGACUUCCUGGGUUCUUUUAACUAAUUUGGCUGCUCACUUGCCAGAUCAAUUGGGCAGGUCACUUGUGUACUCUUUGUCUCGGUUUAAACCCUGUGGUGAAUGAAUGAAAUACCCCGUUGUGUAUUUCAUAGCAACACUGUGGCAUUUUAUUAAGGGGUGUCUUUAAUGUAGGACUUUUAUGGAAAAAAAUAAGUAUUAUUUAUUUAUUUGCUGUUUAUUUAUUUAUUUGAUUAUGUAUUAUGUUAUUGAGACCACUGGGGAUUGAUCUCAGUUAGUGAGCAAAUGUGUGGGGCCACUGAAGGCUAAGCCUAGGUUGAUAGGAAGUUUCCACCCAUUGUGUGGUCACUGGUAAUACUAACCUAAUGAGUGGUCUUGAAAAUGGAUGUCACUGGCCAGGCAUGAUGGAGCGUUGGAACCGCAUGAAGUCAUUGUUGCUCUGGCAAAAGCAGCUUUCAAGGCAUGUUAACAGCGGGUCUUUUAAAAUGACUGUCAUCUGGUUAACGAGUUUUGCUGCACAUGGAAAUAAUCUGACAGUAGCGUCUCCGUCUCUUUUCUUCUGUGAUCGGGAUCCCCAGAAUGCUGGUGAGCUCCUUUCCAACAAAACUGUGGUCAAAGUAGGAUGCUGGGGAAUGCUGAUUUUAGCAAAAGCCUAGUAAAAAAGAGUGGCUUGGCGCAGGAGCUUAAAAAAAGAAAAAGCUGGCUCUUGAAUUUUGGCACAGUGCAACCUGUUUCAUACCAGACAAAUGAAUAGGCUUAAUCUGGUACCAAUUUUUUUUUUUUUUCCUUUUUACUCCUCAGAAGUGAAGGGAUUGCAGACCUUGCUGUUUUAGGGGUACUCUCAUGGGAAUGUACAUAGGUUUCUUUUGGAUUUUGAAUGACCUAAAUAAUAAGAGAAGAAAAAUUGUUCAUUUCCGCUUUUCUUGAUGUUUUAACUAAUAACUAUGAAGGAACCUCCCUGAGAGAAAAAUGGGACAUUAAGGUGAGUCAGCAGUUAAGAUGCUAUGUUUCUUUCUUUUUUUUUUUUUUUAAAGAUUUUAUUUAUUUAUUUGAGA
Leptonychotes weddellii (Weddell seal) is the source of this 5112-nucleotide messenger RNA. It is a transcript of the gene TLCD5, whose product is annotated as TLC domain containing 5. Gene Ontology annotation, cellular component: membrane. The record is from RefSeq and is a predicted model, not a curated record. Lineage: Eukaryota; Metazoa; Chordata; Mammalia; Carnivora; Phocidae.